Messenger RNA from Sinocyclocheilus grahami, 753 nucleotides. Its product is annotated as 3-keto-steroid reductase-like. Bases 1 to 753 code for a protein of 250 amino acids. Gene Ontology annotation, molecular function: 5-alpha-androstane-3-beta,17-beta-diol dehydrogenase (NADP+) activity; estradiol 17-beta-dehydrogenase [NAD(P)+] activity; 3-beta-hydroxysteroid 3-dehydrogenase (NADP+) activity. Lineage: Eukaryota; Metazoa; Chordata; Actinopteri; Cypriniformes; Cyprinidae. Gene Ontology annotation, biological process: cholesterol biosynthetic process. The transcript is spliced from 7 exons. Gene Ontology annotation, cellular component: endoplasmic reticulum membrane. The record is from RefSeq and is a predicted model, not a curated record.
AUGGAUGCCAACUGCCGUAAAACUCCAAUGAAGAAGAAACUCCAUCCUGGUAUUGGCCUUGCCCUGUGUGUGCGUCUACUAAGCCAGGAUGGCCAGCUGCAGCUCUGUCUGGCCUGCAGGAGAAUGCAGAGAGCUGAGGCUGCCCGACAGGCCCUUCUAGUGUCUCACCCUCGAGCUCAAGUUACUCUGCUGCACUUAGAUGUGGGCAACAUGCGCUCUGUGCUCAGGGCUGCUGAGGAGUUCAAGCUGAAGUACAACAGAUUGGACUAUCUGUAUCUCAAUGCUGGAAUCAUGCCUAAUCCCAGAGUAGAUCACAAAGCCUUUUAUAAAGGCCUGUUUUCUAGUAAUGUGGUUUGCAUGUUUGCCACGGGGGAGGGUAUUCUGACCCAGGAAGAUAAGGUCACACCCAUUGGUUUGCAGGAAGUGUUUGCCACUAAUCUUUUUGGUCAUUUCCUUCUGGUAAAGGAACUGGAGCACUUACUGUGUCAGAUGGACCACAAUUCUCUAGUGAUUUGGACAUCCUCCAGUAAUGCCCAGCGAUCAGCUUUUAGUCUAGAUGACAUACAGCAUCAGAAAAGCCGUGAGCCUUACAGCUCCUCGAAAUAUGCGUCUGAUCUACUUAGUUUAGCCCUAAACCGUCACUACAACAACCAGGGUUUGUACUCAUCAGUGAUCUGUCCUGGUAAAGGAACUGGAGCACUUACUGUGUCAGAUGGACCACAAUUCUCUAGUGAUCUAGACAUCCUCCAGUAA